AUGUCCAUUCUCUCAUUUGAUAAGCCCUUUGGCAUCGAACUAUGGCCCAUUUUCGAUACUUUUGCCUCUAAAGCCACCCACGGUGCUUUUGUUCCUUCCGAGUUUGAGUUUGUUGCUGGAAAACUGCCUUUAUCCACUCUGGAACCAGUAUUGUACAGCAUUGCCGCGUACUACUUUAUCGUCUUCGGUGGCUAUUAUUUUAUUAAGAAGCUGGAGCUAAAGCCACUAGUUUUAAAUGCGUUGUUUUCUGCUCACAACUUGUUUUUAACUACUGCUUCUUUGGUGCUGUUAACUUUGAUGGUUGAACAGCUCGUUCCUAUUAUUUACCACCAUGGACUUUUCUAUGCUAUUUGCAACACUAGGGCUUGGACUCAAGAGCUUGUCACUUUGUACUACCUGAAUUACCUGAUCAAGUUCGUAGAGUUUAUUGACACAUUCUUUUUGGUUGUCAAACAGAAAAAGCUGACAUUUUUACACACUUACCACCACGGUGCUACUGCUUUGCUAUGUUACACUCAGUUGGUUGGUGUCACUUCCAUCUCUUGGGUCCCAAUCUCCCUGAAUCUGGGUGUCCACGUUGUCAUGUACUGGUAUUACUUUCUGGCUUCGAGAGGUAUCCGUGUAUGGUGGAAGGAAUGGGUCACUAGAUUUCAAAUUAUGCAAUUUAUUUUGGAUCUUGGAUUUGUUUAUUUUGCCAGUUACCAAAAGUUUGCCUACACUUAUUUCAAGGACGUUCUGCCAUACUGUGGUGACUGUGCUGGAACCAUGGUAGCCGCUGUGUCUGGUUGUGCCAUUCUGUCGUCCUACUUGGUCCUUUUCAUUGCCUUCUACAUUGAAGUCUACAGAAAACAAGGUAAAAAGUCCAGAUACGUUAAAAAGGUCAGAGGUGGUGUUGCUGCCAAGGUCAACGAGUAUGUUCUUUUGGAAGACAAACAGUUGGCAUCCGGUGCUUCCUCUCGUUCCAGCUCCCCUGUGACCAGAAAUUUGCGCUCUCGCAAGGCCUGA
Molecule: messenger RNA, 1005 nt
Organism: Komagataella phaffii GS115
Lineage: Eukaryota; Fungi; Ascomycota; Pichiomycetes; Pichiales; Pichiaceae
Product: Fatty acid elongase
Exons: 1
Coding region: 1-1005 (334 amino acids)
Biological process (GO): sphingolipid biosynthetic process; very long-chain fatty acid biosynthetic process; fatty acid elongation, monounsaturated fatty acid
Cellular component (GO): endoplasmic reticulum membrane
Molecular function (GO): fatty acid elongase activity
Source: RefSeq, a predicted model, not a curated record